Molecule: messenger RNA, 3438 nt
Organism: Actinia tenebrosa (Australian red waratah sea anemone)
Lineage: Eukaryota; Metazoa; Cnidaria; Anthozoa; Actiniaria; Actiniidae
Product: calcium-transporting ATPase type 2C member 1
Biological process (GO): calcium ion transport
Cellular component (GO): membrane
Molecular function (GO): P-type calcium transporter activity; ATP binding; ATP hydrolysis activity
Source: RefSeq, a predicted model, not a curated record
GAAAAAAUAGAGUAAAAACGGGGAAAGAAGUCGAAAUAUUUCUCAUUUCUCGGCGUCAAAAAUCCUUUAUUCUCCGACACAACCAUCCUAACGCCAUGUCCAUAUAAUAACAAGAGAAAAUGCUGCAAUUGGGACGUAGAAAAUGCCUACAAAAGGAGUCGUAGAGGAAAGUAAGCCUGUUAAUAUUCGAGAGAUUCAGGAAUCUGAGUUGAGUGAAGCUCCAGUUAUGAUGGCUACAGUUAUUUCAUCUGGAAGAGCUUCUUCCCUAUCGUUAGAAGAAGUAAUCAAACAAUUUAAUACUAGUGAGACUCGGGGAUUAACAAACGAUGAGAUUGAACGACGGAGAAUGCUACAUGGAUGGAAUGAAUUCGACGUAUCUGAAGAGACGUCUCUGUGGAAAAAAUAUCUUGAUCAGGCUAUUCUUAUUGUAGUUACAGUAGCAUUCAUACAGGAAUAUAGAUCUGACAAGUCAGUAGAAGCCAUCACCAAGCUUGUACCACCUCAGUGCCACUGUAUCCGUGGUUGUACCAUGUUUGAUUUCCUGGCCAGAAGUCUUGUGCCUGGUGAUCUGGUCUGUAUUUCUGUUGGUGACAGAGUACCAGCCGAUAUGAGACUUAUUGAGGGAAUYGUGAUUGGAAUUGGAGAGAAUUCAGAGUUUGGAGAAAUUUUUAAAUUGAUGAAGGCUGAAGAGCCACCCAAGACUCCAUUACAGAAGGACAUGGAUAUCCUUGGCAAACAAUUAUCAUUCUAUUCACUUUGUAUCAUAGCUCUCAUAAUAUUACUKGGUUGGAUUCAGAAGCGUAAAAUCUUAGAAAUGUUUACAAUUGGAGUCAGUCUUGCAGUAGCAGCUAUCCCAGAAGGGUUACCCAUCGUGGUGACAGUAACCUUAGCUCUUGGAGUCAUGAGAAUGGCUAARAGAAAAGCCAUUGUAAAGAAGCUACCAAUAGUGGAAACACUGGGAUGUUCUAGUGUUGUGUGCUCUGACAAGACAGGGACAUUGACCAAAAAUGAGAUGACAGUAUCUCAGAUUUUCACWGGAGAUGGUUGUUUUGCAACGACUGGAUUAUUGUGUAAUAAUGCAACUAUAAGGAAUGGUCAAUUGUUUGGUCAGCCUACAGAAGGUGCACUAGUCACCGCAGCAUACAAGCUUGGGUUUCAUGACAUCAGAGAUGACUACAUGCGCACAGAUGAAAGACCAUUUAGCUCAGAGAAGAAGUUUAUGGCUGUGAAAUGUAGGAAGCAACACUCAAGCCCUGUCAUUGCAGAUGUGACGAGGGAGUUGUACUAUGUGAAAGGAGCACCAGAGCACAUCGUACGUCAAUGCACGUCAUAUUACAGGAAGGGAACRAYAACACCUUUAACUACCCAGGAUGUUGAGAGAAUACGAGAUGCUGUGGUAGCCAUGUCGUCAACAGGACUUAGAAUUGUAGCACUUGCGUCUGGUGAGGAUCUGCAGCAGCUGAUAUAUCUCGGCGUAGUAGGUCUGUUUGACCCCCCYAGACCUGGUGUGAGAGAGGCCGUGCAUACACUGCAGGACAGUGGUGUGUUGGUGAAGAUGAUYACUGGWGACUCRAGGGAAACAGCUAUAUCUAUAGCUGAGAUUCUAGGUAUUCAUUCUAGUGGACGACCAACACUCUCUGGGGAAGAGCUAGAGGUCUUAGACCCUUUUCAACUAUCCUCAGUCAUCGAUCAGGUCACAGUCUUCUAUCGUGUCAGCCCAAAACACAAAGUUAAGAUUGUCAAGGCGCUUCAAGAACAUGGUCAUGUAGUGGCCAUGACAGGAGAUGGUGUCAAUGAUGCUGUAGCUCUCAAGCGUGCAGAUAUAGGUGUAGCUAUGGGUAAAACUGGCACAGAUGUGAGUAAGGAAGCAGCUGGUAUCAUCCUGGUCAACGAUGACUUCAAUACUAUCAUGGCGGCCAUUGAAGAAGGGAAGGGAAUCUAUUACAACAUCAAGAAUUUUGUGCGCUUUCAGCUGAGCACGAGUAUAGCUGCCAUUUCCCUCAUUACAAUCUCUACCUUCCUCAAACUUCCUAACCCUCUGAACGCCAUGCAAAUCCUAUGGAUCAACAUUAUCAUGGACGGCCCUCCUGCUCAGAGCCUUGGUGUAGAACCAGUGGAACGUGACGUCAUGCGUAAGCCACCACGUAACGUCAAAGACCCGAUGAUCACCAAGAGUCUUCUUAUGAAGGUGCUCUUAUCGGCAGUGCUCAUAGUCACUGGUACAUUAUGGGUCUUCUGGAGAGAGAUGCGUGAUAACAUCAUUACCAAACGUGAUACAACCAUGACGUUCACGUGUUUCGUGUUCUUCGAUAUGUUCAAUGCUCUCAGCUGCAGAUCACAGGAAAAGUCAAUCUUCACGGUUGGAUUCUUCAAGAACCGUUUCUUCCUAUAUGCCGUCGGCGGCUCUCUGAUUGGCCAGAUGCUAGUGAUAUAUUUCCCUCCACUACAGGCAGUCUUCCAGACGGAAGCGCUACACAUUCUAGACAUAGGCCUAUUAAUACUAGUGUCGUCGUCAGUCUUCUUAGUGGACGAGUGUAGAAAGUUUAUAAGUCGUAGAUUCUCGCGUGAGAGGGGCUUGGCUUAUAAGAAAAUGUACCCCGUAUAGCACUACUGUAUUUAAAUUAUUUUCUAGUAAAUUAGCAAUAAUAAUCUUUUUGGGGAAUACCUACGUCACCUGCUAAGGUAAAGGUGUAAAGGUAAAGGUGACGCAUGAUGGCGUCAUUGACCUCUACUACCAGGCUCCCUUGCACACUUUCUUUUGUUCAGUUAAUUAGCACCAAUUGUCUUACUAUUCUCAUAAGGAAAUACAAAUUUAAAGAAGAAAGAAAAUUUGCGAAGCAUCUUGGUAGUUGGAUUCAAAUGACCGUUCAUUUUUUAUUGGGGAGGAGUGAGAUGGGGUUCACUUAGUAACCCUGACCCCUCCCCCCUCCGACUCCCUGGUAAAAAAUAAACGACCCUUGUGAAUACCAAUCGUUGUUAUACGCCAAUGGAUGACGCCAUAACAGAUAAUAUAAUCGUCUAAAAAUUUAUCAUAAAAAUAACUAGCUUUUUGUAAAAACAAAUUUCAGUGAAAAGCUAAUGGGCCAAUCGUGUAAAAGUUUUGAUAAAAAGUAUUUAAAAGUAAUUGAAUAUUUUAUAAUACAACAAAUGUUGUGCAUAAUAAUUUAUAGUUAUUGCCUUGAGCAAAUCUUUAAUCAAUUCUGAUUGGCCGAAAAUCUAUCGGUAAUUUCGAUUAGCGGAAUACUACGUUAAUUCUGAUUGGUACAAUCGAAUUAGUGACGUAUUAAUAUUCGUUGCUGGAAAACGAUUUGCAUGUUUUUUCCGAACCUGACGGUAAAAUGUCGAGGGAAAAAACAUCGCUUUGCUGUAGCAUGAAUAUUGACAGCAAUAAUAGUUAAACAAAGACUAUACAUUUGUAUUAAAGAGUUUUACUGUCAA